AAUCCAACAAUUUCAGUUAGCACAAAAAGUAUGAAUAUCUGACCAGAAGCAUCUCUGAUGACCUGUUGGUGAACUUGUUGAAAAUGGUGAAGACUCUACAUGAUAUGUGCUUGAACUGUGUCCAGAACCGCUUGGACAAAAUACCAGAUGUUGGACGACGUCUUCCAAACAUACACAAAGAAAUCCUACUUGAGAGACUGGUGAAUCAUGACAUCCUUACUGAGUGUUACUUCAAGUCAGUACAGAAAUAUUUGUUUGUGAAAAAUCUUAGACAUGUGACUCUAUACAAAAGCAAUCAACUUACUGAUGCCAUGUUAAAGACACUGGGAGAACAAUGUCCAAACAUUCAUCAGCUCACCAUACAUAUGUGUACCAAUAUUACAGACGUUGGCAUCAGGGCUGUAACAAAGACCCAGAAAGAGUUGGUUGUUCUCAAGCUGAGGAAGCUGGCAGCCUUUACUGGGAAAGGUCUAGAUCCUCUCAAGUCUCCCAAAUUACAGACUCUAGACCUCCGUGGCUGCAAUGCUUUAACUAAUGAAGCUGUUGAGACAGUGACCAGAAACAACCCUACCAUUUCUUGUCUAAUAAUUGAUGACUGUGGCCAGCUUUCUGCUAACGUGUUUGCCUCAAUAGCACAGACACUUAAAUACAAUCUGGAAGAACUUGAUGGAUGUCCACGGCCAAUGACAAAUGAAAAUGUCACUGCUCUAGCUAGAUAUUGUCCUAACCUGAAAAGCUUAAAUCUUCUUGGCAGUUCUAAGUUAACAGGAAAUGCAUUACUUGAGCUAUCCCAGGGAUGUAUCCGGAUGGAAUCUCUCGACCUCUCUUACUGUUAUGGCUUACAAGAAUCUCCAGACAAUGAGUUCCUCUGGACACUGCCUACCUCCCUCACUAAUCUCUCUCUGUGUGGGGUCAUGCUGUCAGAUGAAGCUUUGCUUGUGGAAACUUUACAACGGUUGAAGCGUCUUAAGUCAGUCCGACUAUGUGGUAUUCCUGCCCUCAAUGAUAAAACACUUCCAAAGAUUCUGCAGCAUCUAGGAGGAAACCUGGAGAUGAUAGAUAUCAGUGGUUCACGAACCCUAACAGACGAGGGACUGGCAGCUGUAGCUACAUACUGUACAAGUCUGAGGGAGCUUGACCUUAGUAUCUGUAAAAUGUUGAGUGGUCAUACACUGUUACCCCUUCUACGUGACACAGAGAGAGCGCCACUUCUUAGAAAGGCUUUCUUUAGUGUUCAAAAGAUAGAGGAGGAGGUUUUGAUGGCUGUCGUAGAAAACUGUCACAAUCUGGAAAAAUUUGACGCAGCAGGCAUGGAGACUUUGUCAGACCAAAUGUUGAUUACAAUGGCCGUAAACUGUCCUCGGCUGAUGCACAUCGGAAUUAAAGGCUGUAAACAGGUGACAGAUGCUGGGGUAUGUGAGAUAGCUAGACACUGUCCUCUGAAGUAUGUGGUGUUGUCUGGGAUACAGGCUAUAACGGACAAAACAGUAUUUACUGUGUCAAACCACUGUCAUAACCUGGAGGAAAUCUAUCUCAAUGGCUGCUUGAAUGUGUCCCCAACAACAGUCAAUUAUCUAGUUGACAGCUGUUUACCAAGAGUGUACGUCCAGCACAAGACACCUAACCUUGUGUCUGACCACAUUAUGGGCAAGAAUAUAGACACAGGAGAGUUCUGCAGGAUGGACCUGAUGCAGGAUGGUGGAGGUGCCAGGUAGUCAUUUGAUCAGUACUCGUACAGAAUAUUGACACCGGGUUGUUGUAAAGGAGGAUGUUGGAGGUGCCACUUAGUCAUUUGAUCAGUACUCGUACAGAAUAUUGACACCGGGGUGUUGUAAAGGGAGGAUGUUGGAGGUGCCACAUAGUCAUUUGAUCAGUACUCGUACAGAAUAUUGACACUGGGGUGUUGUAAAGGAGGAUGUUGGAGGUGCCACAUAGUCAUUUGAUCAGUACUCGUACAGAAUAUUGACACCGGGGUGUUGUAAAGGAGGAUGUUGGAGGUGCCACAUAGUCAUUUGAUCAAUUUUCGUACAGAAUAUUGACACCGGGGUGUUGUAAAGGAGGAUGUUGGAGGUGCCACAUAAGUCAUUUGAUCAGUAUUCGUACAGAAUAUUGACACCGGGGUGUUGUAAAGGAGGAUGUUGGAGGUGUCAGAAACCCAUUUUAUCCAGAUUCAUACAGAACUUUGUGUUUUAGAAUGGACUUGAGUGUGUUAAAUCAGUCAUCAAAUGAUACAUUAUAUGCCAAAAAUUAUUACAAGUCACAAAUUAUGAAUUUAAUCAAAAGUGCAUUAUAAUUAACACUUGUACUUUAGCAGACACCAGGACAACAGCUUUACCUAGUAUUUGAGCCAUUAUGAAUUAGCACAUUAGAAACACUAAUAGUAGAUACGAAUUCAAAACUGACUAUAAAUGCCACCAAAUGGAGUUAAAAAGUGGCCUUUAUACAGAGGUUGAUAUAUUAUAAUUUGAACUGCACUGUUCCUUAAACUAAUGGCCAUUAUAGGCAGAUGUUUGUGUAUUCAGUUGGCCUUUAAACCAGAUGUGAAUGUAUUUUGUAAGUUUAUAAUCAAUUUUGAGCUUAAGGUUGAACAAACUGAAUGAACACUUUGAGAAGUAAUUUUUCAUAUAAUCCUAUAUUAAGUUUUCUACAAUGAUAGUAACCAGGGUUCGAAAUUAACUAUAUACAACUAGCAAAAUGCCAGCUAAAAUCUGAUAAUUGCUAGCUGGAAAAUGAUGAAGUAGCAAAAUUUUGCGAGUGGAAAUGAAAUAAUCUGCCACAAAAUGCCUUUCUCCGUCUGCCUUUAAAUGAGUAAAUAGGUUACAAACGCUAAAGUGACAUAGAUUAUCAAUACAUUCGGAAUUCCUCCAGUUUUUCCUUUGAUAGUUAUGUGUAAACCGAAUAAAAAGUUGUCUUGGAAAACCCUACGAUUUCUGUCUGCUCAUCAUGUGAAACGCGACAUAUCAGCUAUGAUAACGAACUUUUCAAAAGGAAAGCAUCUGACAGUGCUUGCGAUGACCACGACAAUAGUCAACAGCCAGAGCCUGGCCCUUCUGAAAAAAAAAUCGUCGAAAUCGGGGCACGUUUCUCUUGACGCUGCUGAUAUAAAAUCACUGCCAAAACCACGUGCAUAUACGGCAGCUGUCAAUAGGUGGUGGGUUGAGGGACAAAGAAAGAAACGACCCACCUUCUGCCAGUAGUGUAUUUGACUUAGAAUGGAGUGGAAUGAUCUUUGGGGAAAUUAAAAGAACUGAAUUGCAUGGCAUUGGUAAAUAAAAUACAACAAAGUCCAGAACUCUGUUAAAUAGUUGUCUUCAUAAUAAUUUAAAAGUCCAGAACUCUGUCAAACAGUUGUCUUCAUAAUAAUUUAUUGAAAUGAUCGAUAAUGUGAACAAUUUGUUAAAUAAUAUAAAUUUGGGUACAGUUACAUUAAUAAAUGGAUCUGAUCAUAUGAGAGUCAGAUUAGAUGUAGCUCAUACAUGAAAAAAAGAAAACUGAUUAAGUCAAAGUUUAUAUAGAUUUAAAAUAUUGAUACAGGUAGCAAUCAGCCAUUCUUAUCCAAUGUCUUGGAUAUCUUUUCCAAUAUCACUCAGUUCCUGAAAAACUCAAUAUAUCAGUAAAUAAAAGUUAAACUUAUUCACAAAAAAAUUGCUAGUUCAUCAUUUUUGCUAUUGGAAAUUUUAGGCACUAGCAAUGGUUUUCUAGUGACUAAAAAAGUUAAUUUCGACCCCUGGUAACUUAUCAGAACUUCCCAUGAUUAUGUCAUUUGACAAAGUGUCAACCAAGAAUGUAUAAUGCAUACAUCUCAGAUAUGGUGACCAUUUAUACAGUAUAAACUAUAUUAUGGGGAGGAUAAAGAAAGACAAACGGGGCUAGACUACAAUAUUUACCAUGCAACAUUUAUUGAAAAUCUUCACUUUAGAAUUUUCAUCAUUUUGUUGUUUUAGAUGUGUUCACCCAAUAUUCACUUAAUCUGAAUGAGGCCUGAAUAUGUAAUAUUGAUGCAAUUAAGAAAGUAAUUGCAUGAGUUUUGUGCACAUGUUAAGAUAAAGCUUCAAAAUGGAGCAAAAGUAUGUAUGGCAGAUGUAUUUCAACUAAGGGAGUGCUAGUUGUAGUACACAUUGCUAUAGUCGACAGUAUGGCACUAUAGAUUACAACUGAGUAACAGAUGCAUUAAUGCAGUGUUUACAAUCUCUAACAUAUCUGGUCAUAGCACUUGAAAAUCAAUGGUGACAUGGUGUCUUAAAGGCUCAUCCAGGCGAGUGGGCAUAUAAUCCCUUCUGUUGUAUUGUUAUCAUGUCUGUAUGUAUGUAGAUGAUGUUCUAUGUUAUGUUUGAUCAUUAUUUUUCCCAUAUGAAAACCAAAACCUGAUUUUGAAUUUUUCAAAUACUGAACAAAUUCAAGAAAUAUCAGGUGAUUUUCUAAGAUGGAAGGAGUUCAUUCCAGGUGGACCUGACAGUAAUCAGGUGAUCUGGAGUCGCGGUUCAUUAUGUUACCACUUUAUUAUAAACAAUCAAAUCAUUUAUUCAAUUAUUAUGUACACUUAAAAUUGUUUUUAAGGUUGAACCUUUGAAAUUUUGUUAUGAAAAAGCAGCAAAAUAUUGUUGAUACAGCUAUAACAAACGAACCAAGUAUUGGCAUUAUAAAGGAGUGGGUGAUAUACAGAUGGCAUUACAUACAGAGUUGUUGUGAGAAAAAGGAACCAGAAUAUUGAUCAAUGAGAUAUAACAUAUUGAAGUUUGAUAUAUUUCCCAUUACCAUUUUUAAAAAUAAUGAUCUAUUUAUAUACCCGGUAAUGUAAUAUAUAUUGUCAUGACGCUCAAUUUUUUUUAUCAAAAAUAUUAAUUUUUGAUUGUGCAUGAUUUUGUGGAAAUCUCUCAAAAACCACUAACUCGCCUCAAUUUCCAAUUGAUCGUCACAUUUUGGACUCAUGAAUUUGUGAAUUAAAGACAAAAUGAACAAAAUUAAACCCCUCAAGAAAUUACAUGUGAUGAUUUUUAGCUCACCUGGUUGGAGGGACUGGUGAGCUUAUGCCAUGAUGCAGCUUCCAUUGUCUUUCCACUUUUUUUUUUUUUUUAUUAAAACUGCUACUAGUAAGAUAGACUGCAUAGAAUUUGGCCAAAUUUGAUAAGAAGCAUCCUUGAGGAAAAAGAAACCAAGUUUGUAUAAAUAUUUGUUCUUAAACCCCCAGGGCCUUGAGAGGUGGGGCCCAAAUAGGGUAAUUUAGCUAGUUCAUUAAAUUCCAUCUUCUCUGAAAAUGAUUGAAUUUUGUCCCAAUUUGGUUUGAAGCAUUCUUUGAUGAAGGGAAAUCAGUGUUGUAUAAAUGGUGAGCCUCAACCUGUGGGGCAGUAGGAAUGGGGCCCAAGAGGGGAAAUAGAGAAUUGUGUUUUAAAAAUUCUUUCUUUUUACCAUAGAUAUCAGGAUUCUGGUCUGAAGCAUUCUUUGGUGAAAGGGAAUCAAUUUUGUAUAGAUGGUGGGUUGGGGCUCUCUUGGAUGGGGCUGAAUAGCAAAUAUUCUCUUAAAUUCUGUCACGAUUACAUCUGAAGCUUAUGUAGAUGAAAGGAACCUAAUUUUGUAUCAACUAGGAGAUGUUGGGACCAAUAGGAGAAAUGUAAGAUCUUAUAAAACCUUCUCUGUUCAGUUUGGUCUGAAGUAAUUUUUAAGAAUGGUGAAUCUGAAUUCAAGGCCAGGGUCAAAUAGGAAAAUCAUUUCAGAAAUUAUUUAUUAUAUUUGAAAGUGUUGCUCAAUGACAGUAUAGCUGAAUUAUCCAGGUGAGCGAUGCAGACCGCUUUGGCCUCUUGCUCAGUACACAUUUGUACAACUGUAUUGUUAAUGUAAUGUGAAAUAUAUAUCCUAAAACAUUUGUAUAUAAACGUUAUUUAUUUUACACCAACUGCAAAACAAGCUAUCAACUUAUAUUAAUCACUCUUGUUGGUCCAUGUGGAAGCAUGUGAGGGGUUUAAUGUUGGAAGAAACCAGAGUUCCAGGAGAAACCCUAUAUAGUCAGGCAGGUAACCCCACGCCUUAUUACGUCCACUUAGGAAAUCAGAUCCUUAGUGAAUGGUGAGUGUGUUUCACUGUGCCACCUGACCACCCGUAUAUAUAAAUAAAUAUAGACAUUUGAUAUUUGUCAAUAUUUUGCUCAAAUUGGAAAUUGGUAAUUAGGCCUAAUGGUUGCUAAAAUAUUGAGUACAGUUGAAUAGGUCUUUGUAGAACAUGUUUGAAUUUCAGAUGAAUUUACGUUAUGAUUUGUGAUUAUUUUUUAGUCUACCAUCAUCAGAUGUUGGGCUAUUCGAUUCAUCCUCUGUCUGUGUCUGUCGUUCGUUCGUCUGUCGUCUAUUCGUAAACACUUUUCCUUUGUGCUUGUUUGAUUUUAAGACUGAUUAGAAAAAAAGGCGGGCAGGCAGCCAUCUUGGAUUUCAACAAUGAAAGAUUGUUAUUGCAAUUUCUUAAGAUGAACUCAAUAGAUCUCUCUGAAAUUUCGAAUGUAGGUUUGUCUUUGUCUCUAAAUGUGUAAUGGUUGACAGGCGACCAUCUUUGAUUUGGCAGUUAAAGAUUAUUAUUGCUUUUUCUUCAGAGGAAUCUUUAAAUUUUGUAUAAUUUAUACCAAAAACAGGAGAGAAGAGAAAAGAAGGGAAAAGAUCUAACCUUUAAGGAACAAAUAAAGAUCAAACAAUGGUGGGCUCCAAGAUCCCUCUGGGAUCUCUUGUUAGUUAUUAUUGUAAGUCAUUGUAGAUUCUAUUUUAUUGCUAACACAAUCUUUUAUCUGUGAUAUCUAUAUUAAAUCUAUAUAAUGGAAUAAAGUAUAUACUUACAUUGACA
Ylistrum balloti is the source of this 6819-nucleotide messenger RNA. Its product is annotated as F-box/LRR-repeat protein 20-like. Gene Ontology annotation, molecular function: protein binding. Lineage: Eukaryota; Metazoa; Mollusca; Bivalvia; Pectinida; Pectinidae. Bases 84 to 1715 code for a protein of 543 amino acids. Gene Ontology annotation, cellular component: SCF ubiquitin ligase complex. The record is from RefSeq and is a predicted model, not a curated record. The transcript has 11 exons. Gene Ontology annotation, biological process: SCF-dependent proteasomal ubiquitin-dependent protein catabolic process.